AUGACGGUCGUCCAUUCUUUAUUUAUAUCACUCUUUACAGCAUCUACGAUAGCACAAUCUGUUAAAAGUUUAGGUCAUGUUGGUGGCAGUGGACCCAAAGGUGGGUGUGGUGAUGUGGACAAGCCGGUGCUGGAGGCACAAUCCUACGUGAACCGAUGCUCUGAUCCCGCUACGAGCGAACACGACGCGACUGCUCGUGAAAGGCCAAGCGCCUACUCUAUCGACUGA
Messenger RNA from Fulvia fulva, 228 nucleotides. RefSeq lists its product as uncharacterized. The record is from RefSeq and is a predicted model, not a curated record. The transcript is spliced from 2 exons. Bases 1 to 228 code for a protein of 75 amino acids. Lineage: Eukaryota; Fungi; Ascomycota; Dothideomycetes; Mycosphaerellales; Mycosphaerellaceae.